Messenger RNA from Zerene cesonia (dogface butterfly), 8674 nucleotides. RefSeq names its product coiled-coil domain-containing protein AGAP005037. Bases 224 to 5245 code for a protein of 1673 amino acids. The transcript has 24 exons. Lineage: Eukaryota; Metazoa; Arthropoda; Insecta; Lepidoptera; Pieridae. The record is from RefSeq and is a predicted model, not a curated record. Gene Ontology annotation, cellular component: cytoplasm.
UAGUAUGUGAGGUUUAAGGUUAUAUUUAUGUUUUUUUUUGUUCAAGUAAAUAGGAGUUUUGACAGAAUAUAGUUGGUGGAUUCAAAGUCAUGUGUUAUUUGUGUUUAGUGUGUACUAAUUAAACCCGCGCACAUUAAAUAAGACGACUUAUGCACUACUUGUGAGUAACUUUGUCGAGUUUCAACAUAAUCUACAGGUAAUAUACACAUAAUUUAGGCACAUCAUGUCGGAAAGUAGCAGAAAGAAAACCAGUAGCUUUCGCAAAAUAUUCCCAUUUUUCUCUCACAAGUCCAAAGAUAAACUGAAGGAUGUUCAACCUAUUUCAAAAAUGAGAGAAAAUAAUAGUAAAACUAUUAACCAAUAUUAUAAUCCUCAAACAAUGAUAUCAACUGCAAACGAAAAGCGAAACAUAUCUGGUCAAGAUGAUCAAAACGAUAGAAUUUAUGAAAACCUCUCCAUUCGGACUACUUUAUCAAGAAAUAAUAACCAGCGAGAAGUAGAGUCGAAAGAUUCUUCAAAUAGUACACUUGUGUCAGAGAGUGUAAUAAUAAGUAAACAUAAUCACAACGCAGAUUUGCCUACUCAAGAGACGGACAUGAAAAUAUACGUAGCACGACCGCAAGUACCACCUAAACCUCAUAAUGAAAAUUUUGCAUUUCAUCCGGGUUCCAAUAACACACAGAGAGAAAUAACACAGUACCCUGACGUUUAUUAUCAUUCCGUAGAAAGACUCGUCGAAAGAAUAUCACCAGUAGACGAAAUAGAAAUAUAUAAAGCAGCACAAACAAAUCCAGCUUCAGUAGGAGCUGAAAUAAAAAGAGUAAGCACAACAUUUUUAAUAUCACCUAAAAAAGAAGCCGAAGUGCGUACAUUACAACCAAUAAGAGCUCGCAGUUUAUCACUUGAUAAGCAUAAGCCUUGUGAAAAUCCUUAUACAAAAACGAAUUAUACUGUCAAUAAAUAUGAUAACAAGAAAAAAGCGUACCAUUAUUCUGCUCCAACGUCGCCCAUUGCAGUGAAUCAUAGACUUCCAAAUAUGCCGUUGACUGUAUCUCCCUACGAACAUGUAAGAAAAAUAAUUUUUGAAGGCGAAGAAGGAAGAAAUUCAAUGAGCAGGUCUAGCACUCGGGAACAAUCAACUCCUCCAACGUCGCCUUUUAGAGACGUUGCAAAAUCUCCUACUCCGAGUGCAGUCGACAAAGGAAAAACGCGACAAAAAGUGGAAGCGUUUUAUUGGAAAAAGAUUAAAGAAAUGAAAGAAAAAGAAGAUGAAUACAUAAUGAGACAAACUAUGAAUACUACUACGCCUUUACAGAAGUGUAAUGCACCCAAUUCCAUAUCUAAUUGCAGUUCGCCAAAUUCAUUCGUAUUAGAUCCCCGAAUAAAUUCUUACCCAAUUUAUACUAAAGAAGCAAACUUACGUAAACAGACUGAUUACUAUACAGCAUCUCCUUUUACAAGAGGUGCUCCAGAACGGCGAACAGAUUCAUUUAUAAGCAAUAAGACCUAUUACCCAGAGUCUGACAUAAUCUAUAGACAUCCUCAAAAAUUAUCAUCUCCUGUAAUUUUUGGUCAACAUACGCCUUUGUAUCAGAGAGGUUCUUUGAAUCGGGAAAACAGAGCUGUUGUUAAUCAAUAUCCAAAACGGGUUAGUUUUGAUAAUAAUCAUUUGAAACACGACGACAGUGCGUCCGUUACUUCCAAUAAUUCUAAAUUGCACAAUGAAAGGAGGACUAACUCUAGACUGUCUGACUUUAAACCGAUGCCAAGUGAUGUGAUAAUAAAGAACGGAGUGGGACCACCUCAACCGCCGAUUCGUACAACAAGUGUUAGUAGUGGUAGUGCUUCGUUACACCAUAAGCUGGUCAACAACAGAUUUGGACGUGUAUCUGGUGGCCAUUCUAUUUAUUCAGAAUCGGAAAGUGGAUCUGAGGCUGGAGAAAUUCAACGAAUAUUACUUAACGACGAACGUAAAGAAGAAGACUGGCAAGGAGAUGGAAGAAUUGACGGAGGCUUAUCGGAUGGGGAGGCGACCCGAGUGCCUUUUCGUUCCCGAUCCUCUCGGCGCGACGAUCCACGUCGACACACUUUGGCUGGAAACAAUCUCUACCUGCACCCUCACCAUGCAGCGGACCUCAAUAAUCUCGAUCUAGAACAGUAUCGACCUGCGCAGGCGGCUAAUGUUCCCGUAUACGCGACGGUCAUAAAAGAUUAUGACAUGAGACGAAAUCGGUCUUUAGACCCUCGCUUCAGAAAGCCUCCAUUGCCCCGCGGCUAUUUACCGCAAACGUUCUUCUACGAUGAUGAUCCUGGGGUUAUGUCCGAGGUGGAAACCUCAUCCACUGGAUUCCGAAGAGGAGGAAAGCAACGUUCCUCCCUGCCGGUUGUGCGUACGCCGAGCAAAACGCUUGAAAGACCGUUAGAUACGGUGUUCUUGUCCGCAGGCCUCGUCUUUCUGCAAUACCGAAAUGAGACCAAACGCGCUCUACUGCCCAACGAGAUUACAUCCCUUGAUACUGUAAAAGCGCUCUUUGUCCGUAGCUUUCCCAAGCAACUUACUAUGGACUACUUGGAUAGUCCACUAGUUAAGGUUUACAUUCAUGACAGUUCAAAGGAUAUGUUCUAUGAACUCGAGGACGUGCGGGCUCAUCUACGUGACAUACGUGACCGAUCAGUGCUCCGUCUUUUUGAGUCCAAGGAUCUAAACGGUGGAGUAUUCCCUGGGGCCCUUGGUGUGGGAUCGGUAAGGCUGCCGGCUCUUGCCGCAACCAGUUCUUCCGCUGCCAACUUAGAGGAGCAAAGUACUUACUUUAGUGAGCCAGAGAUUGAUUCAGAUCAUCUAUCGCAACAUGUUCACAAGAGCAAGAGCAAACCACCUGCUUACUACAUGGGUCCUCCAGCACCUAGCACGCUGCCGAGGGGCGGCAGCGUCCUUCGGGCGUUUUCUCCCGCCGCGCCGCCCGUGCCGGCCGAUCGCGUGAAAACCAUUCCACCGCCAGGUGCUCCCCCGGUCAAGCCAGUGCGGUCAUACGUGCCGGGGACAGGCUCUGAGAGGUGUUUCCCAUUCUCCGCCGGCGAUUGUCCCCGGGGUACCGAUCAACUUUACACCAUCCCCGCCCACUCCAGCGAGGGCUACAUGUCGUCUCCCGAGCGAGGCUCCGCUAGAGUGCCCUACGAAGACCCGUACUAUACGCAGUUCCUGGGCCCAGCUGCGGCCAGGCCUGCCAUUAAUCCGGUCAUCGACGAAGAAACUAGUGAUGCUGUGAUCAUAGACGACGCUUACCAAAUGUAUGGAGUGAACGCCAUUACAACUGCGCCGCGACCAAUGCCUCGACCCCCAUACGAUGCUAGGCUGGGUCCUCCUGUGGAUGAUAUGCAGCGUCUUCGCGUCGAGAAAAUGGAGCGGCAGCUCGCUAACCUCACUGGACUUGUCCAGAAAGCUCUUCAGGUACCCGGCGGGCCGGCUCCACCAACCGUUGCUCCUCGGCAGGACUUCCAACAACCGUCUACGAGCCGAGUGACAACCCAAGAUGCCGCACGUUUUGCCAGCAGCGAGAGACCUCCCAAAUUGGGGAGGGACAGAUUUCAGAAGUCAGUCUCUUUUGAGAAAUCGGUAUCGUUUAGCGAUGACCCACCAGACAUGAACUCUCCCAAACAACACUCGCCUCAACACUCAGCUGAUACAAAACCAACAAAACCGGCAAUCAAGUCAUCCACUUUGCCGAGGACGUCAUCACAAGAGAGAGACCGCUUGAAGCCAGCCCCGCCGCCGAAGCCAGCCGGGCUCGUGGGCCAGCCGCUCGCGCUCGUCCCACAAAAAACCUAUACUGUUACAGUAACGCCUGAUUUCUUCAAUCAACUGCAUCUCCUACAGAAGCAAAGUCACGAUCUCAGGAUUGAGACUCGUAAUCUUCGCCGUACUACCUUAUCCCAUGCAAUGCAGAUGAGGCAAAUGAUGGCGGAUACUAUUGUGAAGAUCGGCACUCUGGCCGCUAGAUUCUGUGAGGAAGAUCCAGAGUCGCAACUCACUCGCGAGGAAGAAAUUUAUCGUCAGGACAUGCUGUUACUGGAGAAUGACUUGUAUGAACUGGAGGCAACUGUGGAGCGCCUUCGCGGCCAAGCUGCUAAUAGAUUGGAAACUCGCGUCAACAUGGCAGACAUCGAACGCAUUGCAAUGGUCUUGUCCAAGAGUAGCAAGACUGUUGCCGAUUGGAAGCUGAAAUUCCCCGUGCUCCAGGAAACCAUGAAAGUCAAACUUGCUGCUGAAAUGGAAAAGGUUGUCCGCAAAGAGAAAAUGCUGGAAGAGGAGCCCGAACGCCUCGAGCUCGCUUUGCGUCGUUGCAAAAAGUUAACCGGGACGCUAGUAACGCUGAAGAGAUUGGCUUGCGUGCAAGAACAACGCUUGCCACUGAACGACGGCCGCGUCUCGCCCUCGUCCUCUCAGAGCUCCACGGCCACAGCUGGUCCCUCUUCCGAGGAGUACCACUCGGAAAAUGCUUGUCAUGUCAAUCAAUCCAAUAAGGCAGCCGGCGCCGGGCGAGUGUGUACGUCCCGGGGAACGACGGACGUGCGGCCAGAGAACGCCCUCGAUGCGCUACUAGACGAAUUGCAAACGUUCGCCAAGCCCGCGGAGCGCAGCGCGCGCGGCGAGGGGCCUCUGCGGCGGCUCCACUCGUACCCCAGCGGCAGCGACACGGACGCGUCGCCGCCGGUGCGCGCGCGCGGCCAGCAUCCACCCAAGCCGCCCGUGCCGGAGCGCCACCCCGAGCUGCUAGCCAUCGCCGCGCGCCGCGCGCCGCCGCCGCCGCCGCCCCGCACCACGUCCCGCUCGCCGCUCGCCUCCCCCACCUCGCCCUCCUCUCCUCCCUGCAAUGAACCCGCCGAUCCCAACGAUGCUAAAGCUGCGUCCCGCCAAGCUCUCCUCGAACAGCGUCACCAAGAAUUACUCAAAAAACAAAAAGCUCUCCAAGAACAAUACGCUCGCUUGCAAAUGAUACAACGGAGCGGACCCACACUUCCGAUGAACGCUCAACCGGACUUAAAAAAAACGGGUAGCGAAUCUAAUCUCUUGACGAAAAUGAAUUUAAAUCUAGCUCCAGCUAGCAUAUCCGGUAGCAUGACGCACCUAGCGGGAGACACUGAAAGAAAGAGAGGCGAUAUUUCAUCUGAAAUGCCAACUGCUCAGAUUAAAACUUGUGACGCAGUAGCAACAACUAACAAAGUUUAUGAGACUGACAUACUGUGACCGUGUAAUUGUUCCAUUAUAUCAGUUUAACCUAAAUUGUAGGUAAUUAGUGUAAUAUGUACCUAUUUAUUACAUCACACAGCACUUCCUUCGUAUGUAAGACAUUUUACAAUCGAGAUUUGGUCCCACACAUCGUUGCUAGUGAUGACGCUUUUCCUCUCCCCGCUUCAACUCCACACAGCAAAUAAGCAAAAAACGACAUGGCAAGAUAACUGGAAUAUGAUGUAAUACACUAAUUUAAAAUAAAGCAUAGUAAAAAAUCCAUAAAAAUAACGUAAAUCAUAACGUGGCUGUUAAUCGGUGUUUAAUCAAUAGAAUAAGAUCAAUUAGAGAUAAAAGGUAUUUCAAGUGUACAUUACAUAAUAUUUUCUUUUUUUCCUUUUUCUUGCUCAUACCUUUAAUUAUUGCAAAAGAAAUUUAUCAUACGAGCAAUCGUGUGUAAGUUUCGUCUUGUAGUCAUAUCGGGAGUAAUAUUAUCUAAUCAAUACGACCUGCACAUUUUUUGUAACAUUAGAAAACUUUAGGCCUAAAAAAAACGUUAUUUGAAAUAAAUCGAUUUCCAUUUCAAUUCCAUCUCUGAAUUUUGAUGCGCCAUUAGAUACAAGUCAUGAAUAGUGUUUUAUUCGUAGAACACAGCAUGAUACUAAUAGUGGUGUUGUAGAAAAAAAUAAUAAAUGAAUUGAUUAUUCACUAACUUACAAAUAACCUAUAUACCAAUUGCCUGACUAUUGUUAUCAUAAAAUUUGAGAUGUUGUGUACUUCCUUUACCUAUUUGUAUUCUUUACAAUAAUUUACACUGUAUAUAUAUAGUAUUUUAGGUAUAGAUUUAACCCUAGCCGUAAUAUUUCUACCCUAACUUAUGUUCGUAGUCCUUCAUACUUAUAAUAAUAUAAAUGUGCCAAAUUGCAUUUUAUUUGAGACUAUUUUUUUGUAAUUAUUUGCAUAUAAUUCUCUGCAGCCGCUGUAAUAAAUUUAUUGUUUAGUAUAUUUUAUGACUCAUAUUGGUGAUCGUUGCAAUGUUUACAUACGUAUAUUAGGCGUUCUUGUAUAGGAAUAUUUUAUGUCCAACGAUAAGUUAAAUUUUUACUAUGUUUAAAUCUUAAAUAUUUAUGAAAUUUAUGUACUUUGAGACGUAUAUAAUUUGGAUAAAAUUGGGCAAAAAAUGAAUCUGGUUGGCGAUAUUAUACAAAUCACAAUAAAUAGAAAUUCCAACAUUGUAAUAAAAUAACCAAAAAAAAACUUAUAAUAUAUACAUAUUACCAACGUAAAGUAAUUUAUAAUUUUCUUAUAAAAUCCCUAUUGUUCGAUCGAAGAUAUUACGAAUUGGAUUCUGCGUGUUUCUAUCACAACGAAAAUUAAUUUCCAAAUUUUUAUGAACUAUUUAGUAUUUUUGACGGUUCAAUUGUUUACCUAUUUACUUUGUAAUAUAAAAAGCCAUACCUAUAUAAUAUAUAAACGUAAGUUUUAUAUUAAUCUAAUGAACAGUUUACUUAUUAUGUAAAACUUUUUAAGAGCGCUUAGUCUAUUUCGUUUUUGGUAUUUUAUAUACAAGUUGCUCGUCCCGGCUCCGUGAGAGGUGUAUUUAUCAAAUCAGCAACCGUUUUUGACAUCAAAAUAUUGUAUCUUACACGACUUUCUUUUAUAUAUAUGUCGAUAUUUGUUUAUUUAACAUUGGUAUUUUGUCAAGUGCCCGUUUAUGUUAUGAAUUAAUUAUCUGUGAUAAAUGAAAAGUUACCUACAAAAUGCGUAAUAAUUAAACAUUCUGAUUAGAUUUUUUUAAAGUGUAAUUUUCUCUCCUAGUAACUAUAUGAUCAAUACAUAAGAAAAGUAACGGACAUCGAUUUUCAACUAAGCAUUCAUACUCGCUCUUGAAAUCCGUCAAUGAUAAUAAAUAGCAUAGUCGAAAAGGUCAUUAAACUUAAUUCUCAACAUGCCAGCAACCUGAUAAAUGAUAAUGUUGUAUAAAGCUAUGCGUUAAUAUAUUCUUAUUUUUAGACAUCAAAUAUUUCAGCAUUAGCAUUGUAUAGCGUCAGGUAACACUAAUCAUAGGUAUAUACUUAUUUAAUGGUGAGAAUUGGCGCUUCUUGAUGUUUGUUGGCGAACUACGUUAGCGCUCUCGACGCGUGUUGCCACUUCGGUAUUAUAUUUAUCGAGCACAAAACUUAUGAAGCACUUAGAAUUAAUUUAUGAAAUAAAAACAAUGAAACUAAAUGAAUAUAUCUUAUAUUGUUUUAGGCACGUCGUGUAAUAAAAUGUGUUCAAUGUUUUAAAUAUCUAGUUUAUCGCGUAGCUUUGGAAGCAACUCUCGGUGCUUUUAUAUAAAUAUUUUCAUGUUCACGUCUUUUUUGUCUAUACGAUCGUUUCUGGUUUAUCAUGUAUUGUUUCACCGUUCACGUUGUGUUUAUGGUUUUGUACACUCAAUUGUAAGAUAGAAUUUACAAGCAAACAUAUUCAUUAAUUAUUCUCAUAACUUACUACUUUAUCUACGGAAGUGCCUUCCUUUUGUUGCUCAGGCUCGCACCUACUGCACUAGUGGUGACUUUUUAAUAUUUUUUUAUGUUUUAUCGUUACAUUAUACUUAUGAUAUUAGCGCAAAUGAUAAAGAUAUCAUUUUUUUGUCAUGUUCAUUAUCGAUUGUAGUAAUUAUAUAACCAGGGUAAUUAUUGCUUCUGUUAAGCGCCUUGAUGAAGUUGUCUUAUUUGUGUAAUAAUUAAUAUACACCUGAUGUCACAAAUAUGCUAAAAUGCAUUCUUAUUUUGAGUGAGUCAUAUGUGUAAAAAAUAAUCCUAAUUAAUUAAUAUAAUUGACUACCUAUAGGUAACAUACAUUAUAUAUUUAAAUUAAUCAUUUUUGUGCAUUUUUUUUUAAUACCAUCGAUGGUCGUGUUAUGUUAUAUUCUAGAUUUGUUAAGAAAUUUGGUAAAUUCCAAUUAUUGUUUAGAUUAUUCUAGAAUAAGUUACACUGGUUAUGUGGAAAUUUAUAGGCGCUUACACAAUAUUAUGUAUUUAAUUAUUUUUUUUUAAUGAUUGAUUAUUUCAUUAAAUAUGAGAAUUAUACAUGUGGUUUUGUUAGGUUGUCAAUUUGUAUGAAUAUUAAAACGAGGUUGUCCGAGAGCUUAGUUCUGAUUAAUGUUUAAACUAAAUUCACUAUGUAUAGAGCAAAAGUAAACUAAAGAGUUUUGAUUCGAUGUUUUUAAAGAAAUCCUUUCUAUCAGUAUAAAAAUAACGUUUGUAUCGUGCCAAAUUACACGCAAAAUAAGUAUUUUCUGUACCAAGUUUUCUUUAGCUACAAGCUUAUUACAUGCAAAAUCUAAAUUGUAUCUCAUUGAUUGUUAUCAAUUAAUAUGUUAUUAUUAUGUGUCUUAUUUGUUUUGUAACAUUUCAUGUUUAUAAAUAGGUUUACUAAUAGCUUGAAAUGUUUUAAAAUGGA